This is a messenger RNA of Aspergillus saccharolyticus JOP 1030-1, 2385 nucleotides long. RefSeq lists its product as uncharacterized. The transcript has a single exon. The coding region runs from base 1 to 2385 and encodes 794 amino acids. Lineage: Eukaryota; Fungi; Ascomycota; Eurotiomycetes; Eurotiales; Aspergillaceae. The record is from RefSeq and is a predicted model, not a curated record.
AUGGCGUCACGGAAGUUCUCUUACCAUCAACAAGAUUUCUCUGCCUUCAGCCACCCAGAUCUUGGACAGACAGAUGACCAUGAGCUCCAUAGCUUGGAUGACAUUGCGUCCUCCCAGCCUGUCCCCCUACUUGAAUUGUGUAUGAAGACGAGCUCGAGGAAUAAGGGCGCACGAGCUCAAAAGCAAUGUCUGUCAGAGAGUGCGGUUGAAGUUGGUAACAGGGCAGCGACUAGUAUCGACCAAGAUCUGGUCUCAACCCGUUUUCUGACCUUUCGUCAAUCCAUAAGCACUGCAUCCAAAACCUACAGAGAUCAGCCAGCACUCGAGAUUGCGGAAACUCAAGCAGAUAGUGAUAUCAUGUCUGACUCAGUCCUCGACACGGAUAAAAGUAUGUUUCGAUUGCAUACACUCAGUUCAUCAAGAUCUCCAUCGCAUCCGUCGUCUGCGCGCCACGCUAGCAGUACGGGUCGAGAUAUCACCGUUCAGCAACCCUCAACUCCCACGCGUGUGAAUAGGUACAACCUUAGUGAAUCCUGCCUCGAUUCUGUCGUUGAACGCGGAGACACUGAGUUUCUACUGGGUGCAACUAGUCAGUACAAACCUUCGGCGCGUCUUUCUCGAUUCUACAAUACAAAUGCAAGCGACCUCGGUUCUAUGAAAGGCCUUGCACCUAUACGCCCUGAGAGACAGAGUCUUGGUGAAGCAAAAUCUGACCAAGGCUGGUUGGGUGCUGGUGAUGGGCACAUUCGACAGAAUCCUUUGAGCUACUCGAAAAGCUCCACUUACUCGUAUGGAAGCUCACACAUUCAAUCCCGCAGCUGCAUUUCAGAGAGUCCAUUCCAAAAACGAGAUACUACCAGUCAUGGUGAUCAUUCAACUCGCAGUAUAUCCCGAGCCGGCUCUUUAUGUCACGAUUCUGCAUCUGAGAAAUCAUGCCCCCCUGCAUCAUCUCUGCAUUUGUACGGUGCGAACUUCGAUCAGACAUACAAUCGCUCUCCGUAUGAAUCCUUGAGAGUCCAACAAGAGCGAUUCAAGCGCGCCGAGUCUCGCCGUAUCUCAUCGGGCCUGCAGUUUCCGAUGUCUGCGUCCCAACAAGCAUAUAGUUCAGAAAAUCUCUCUAAAGAGAUUCUGGCUUUGGAGCAGACUUCAAAGGUCGUUCCCCUCUCACAGACUAGAACACCUCCGUAUUCAGGGCCACUCCAGUCUUCACAUCGUGUUCCCAGUCAGCGUCAAACGACAGAUGCGCACAAGAGUGAUUUUUCGAGCAACGCCGGUAGUGGUCUGUCCGCUGACGACAAGAGACGGAUCUUCAAAGCAGAAGUCAAUGCUUUGCUGAAAAGUGCUGCCGACGAUCCCAGGGACAUAAAACCAGAAUUAGAGGCAUACGAGCAUACAGUUGAGUCACGAACAGCUAAAGCGCCCAGCACUGAUAACAAUCAGGCAAGUUUUCAUGACACCGCUGUUGUGUCUUCCCUUCCCGGAGCGUCCGCCAAUGUUGAAAAGCAGAAAGUCAAACCCGAAUCCGGAAAGGUUGCGACUACUCCCUGGAGCCUACUUGAACGAGCUGCCCUGGACUCUGAUAAAGUGAGUACAGCUAAUAGCUGGCCUCCAAUGCCCCGGUACAGGCCUCGGAAUAUACAUGAAGCAAGACGCUUUGCUACUUGGGGUGAUUACUUCAGCGCAUGCUCAUCUUUCUCGGAUGUUGAAGAAUCUCUAGAGUCAAUCUCUUUAUCUAAAGUACGAGAUGAAGGCAAUGGAGUUACUCCGCUGGAUCUCAAGACACAUGCCUCAGCCUACAUCAAACAGCAGAUUCUAAUAUGCGCGCAUGAGACAAGCGUCAUUAGGGACUCAAACGGGGCAGGGUUUCUACCCUCGGUGACAAGCAACAGCAAAUCUCUAAAACCUCCUCCGGGACUGCACAAACCCGAUGUUCAAAUGGCAAACCGACCCACAUGGUACGUUGAUAGUAUUAUCCAGAAUCAAGCUAGGCUGGAAGAGUCCAAUGCUUGGUUUCGACCGGAUUAUCGUGGAAGUGAAGCUCUUCGUGCACAGGUUGCGUUAUUCUCCGAGGAAUAUGGUAAGCAACUCAAAAACCAAGGACUUUCGACCGAGAAGUGCGAAUCUGCGAAAGAAAUGAGUGAAUUCAUUGGCAAUGCUCUUGUCAACCUGUCUUCUUAUGUCCUCGGGGACCGGGGGCAACAGACUGACAACUUUGCAAACUUCACGCCGGCACCUUCUGAAUGUUCAUCGCCGAAUCCUGAUAAGCAUCGUACCUUUUUCGAACAUGAUCUAUCCACCAAUUGCGAGACGUCUCCCGAUCGUAAAAUCUUCCCUGGUGCCGAUUUCAGUCGUUUUGCCAGGCACCGAACCUCUUCCGGCAACUAA